Molecule: messenger RNA, 4326 nt
Organism: Megalops cyprinoides (Indo-Pacific tarpon)
Lineage: Eukaryota; Metazoa; Chordata; Actinopteri; Elopiformes; Megalopidae
Product: ras-related protein Rab-31-like
Exons: 7
Coding region: 207-791 (194 amino acids)
Molecular function (GO): GTP binding; GTPase activity
Source: RefSeq, a predicted model, not a curated record
GGAGCGGCACGGUAAUCACGUGACUGACAACGCUUCGGGUAGCUCCAACUGGUUUCCGUUAUAUUUGGGAAGGAUGAUGUAGCUGGCCUGGGGUAGGAUUUCUUUUUUUAAUCAAAAAGCUGAUGUUAACAAAAGAAAAAUACACGGACAGGAAGUAAAACUAUGAAAAGAAGAAGGAUGCUGAAAUAGUCGUAGGUUUACAAACCAUGGCUAUUAGGGAACUGAAAGUAUGUCUUCUUGGGGACACAGGGGUUGGGAAGUCAAGUAUUGUGUGUCGUUUUGUACAGGACCAUUUCGACCACAACAUAAGUCCAACAAUAGGUGCAUCAUUUUUAACCAAGACCGUUCCGUGUGGAAAUGAACUACACAAAUUCUUGAUCUGGGACACAGCGGGGCAAGAGAGGUUCCACUCAUUGGCCCCAAUGUACUACAGAGGGUCAGCUGCCGCUGUCAUUGUUUAUGACAUCACCAAACUGGACUCCUUCCAGACACUGAAGAAAUGGGUGAAGGAGCUGAAGGAGCAUGGGCCUGAGGAUAUUGUGGUGGCCAUCGCUGGAAACAAGAACGACCUGGGGGACAUCAGGGAGGUUCCCAUGAAGGAGGCAAAGGAAUUUGCGGAGUCCAUCGCAGCCAUUUUUGUGGAAACCAGCGCUAGGAACGCAGUCAACGUUGAGGAACUCUUCCAGAAAAUCAGCAGGCAGAUCCCGCCGUUGGGUCCUCAGGACACUGAGGGCGGGGAGGCCUUCAAGCUAACCCGGCAGCCUCCUCCUCCGGUGAAGAGGUGCUGCUAGUGGGAGGGGAGCUCGGCGGAGGGGCCUGUGCAGCAAUUUGCGACAGACAGCGCAGAUCUCGGCGUCAUUUAGGAUCUUUGACACCGCUAUCCGCCACAGCGCCCCCCCAAUCCGCCAUCACUGGAGCGAGGAGUCUGAGAAAACACGGGUUCAGGUCGGAAUAUCGGUAAACGUAACAGGCAACACUUCCACGGUAAUAAAUAAAUACAUAAAUAAAUAAGUAAAACUUGAUGCAGCGUAAAUGCUGUGUUCAGGGACAAAAUUCAAAGCAAGGUGGUAGCUUACUACAAGGGUUAAGUGAUUUUUGAAUUGGUAAAACAUGACCUCAGGACUCCACUGGUGGCUGUUAAAUGCAGUUUGGAGUGGAUGUCUUCAGAAGUCCUGAUAAUUACACACAAACUUAAGUACCAGGUGUUUUUCACACAGACCUACCAGACCUGAGGCAAACUGAUAAAGAAGUCAACUCAAACAUAUGUAAGUCAUGGUGCUCUUGUAUAUAGCAUUGUGGGUGCUUACAUAUAUAAGUCUUGGUGUUGUGGCCUUAGCCUAGUUAGCUAAACCAGCACAGUACAGUUUGUAAGUUCUGUAGACAAAAGUGUUUUGAAACUCUUUCUAAAUACAUUUUAAAAUACACUGACAGCUGUUUGAUAAUUGCAGAAUUACACAUUAUACAGUUGCAAAUCCAUAUGAAAAGGAAUAUAUACAGAUUUUUCUUCUGUACAUUCACAAGUGUAAAUUAACCACAUGUGAACAUUGUUUGAAAACUUUUCUGGUCACCUGAUGGACUCCCAAACACCUCUGGGGUUGAACUCUGUGUUUAACUGUUGCAGCAUUUGUGAUUUGUCUUGUGAGUGGAGCGCUGGUGUGACACUGUAUGGCCCAAUCACAGGACAAAAGGCAAAAAUGCUGCAACCCCUAUUGGUUGUGUUUCACAAAUGUCUACUUAAUUCACCCUUGCAAUAAGGAGUUCCAUUAAAUUCAGUUAGGCUCAGAGUUAGCUUGCAGUUUGAUUGCCGAAUUAUCUGCAAACUAUGCAGUGGUCUGCACAAAUAAUUAUUAGCCUUUGUAUGAGUAAGCAAUAGCAUCUGAUGUAAUCUUAGAAUGGCCAUGAAACGUUUUUCUCCUGUAGUUUUAAGUACAAUACUUAAAAUAAGCAUUAAGCAUUAUUUGAACAUGAUAUUAUCAACCAUUGUUAAAAUCAGAACCCAUUUAUGAAAUCAUUUAUGAUAUAUUCCAGAAUUACAGGAAUGUGUGCUCAUGCAGUUACUGACAUUACUGACUGCAGCCUUCAGAGGCCUUAGUCCUGUAUCCAUUCACUCAUUUGUUAGACAGCAAGUACGAUGUUAAUGAAACACAUUUAGCAUGUGUCGGAUCACAUCAAACAGGCACUUGUUUCUGUGUUCCUAACUCACGUCCUUGCAGAGCACAGCACGCGUUAUAUAGGUUGUCUCUAAGUGCGUUCUGUGGAAUUAUGGACCGGUAUGUAAAGAUCAGUGGUUUAGGGCAAAAUGAGUCCAAAUCACAGAGUCUGUAUUCGUGUGUGUUUGACAGUAGCUCCAAUCAUUCAAGAACAGGGGGGUGGCACAAGCACCACCCUGCAAACCUCUGUAGAACUGUAAUGGUAUUUACAUGCCGAUCAGGACACUUCUUAAACAAAGUGCUAAGUUAAGUAGUGGAAGUCUUACGCUUAUAAAAUAUAUGUAUAGCACAUGUAUAAUUCAUAUGUGUAAGAGAUAGUCAUGCUGUGUUGUGCGUUCUUCUGAAUGAGUGGGAAACACUCUUCCAGCCAGUGAUGUCAUUUAUGCCCAGUAGUGUAACCUAUUAUUGUGGCAUCCCCCCUGCUAAUGGUGGGAAUUUACAGUGUUUUCUCUGGGGAGGGAGCUUAGCCUUUGGGAAAAAUGUUGCAGUCAGGUUGAAGAGAGCCCCCUGCUGGCAGGAUUCCUCAGUUCAAGACAAAAGCCCACAGCCAGCAUUCUGAUUCAUUCUGAUGGUGUUAAUACUUAUGUUUACAGUUUUAGAGGAAUGGUAUUCGCUCAGCCGUGGCUCAUUUGUCGUAGUAUUUUUUGAGAAUUAAAUCUUAAAGCACUUUUCCUAACAAGAAAUGAAAGGUGACUCCUCCUUUAAAUUUCUUGUUUAAAGAAUAGUAUAAAUAGAGCCCAGUUGUUGCAGGAACUCUCAGCCCUUGGAUUAGCACAUUGUAUAGAUAAAACAGGUAUAGUUUUGACCGUUGUGUUAGCUACAGAGAGGAGGAUGCUGCACCGGUUGUAAUCCAUGCUGCAGUCUCUUUCUCUGUCAAGGCCUGGCACAUGAUUGGAGAUGUUGAGAUUAUUUUUGUCUAUAAAGUCAAGUCAACUACUGUGCCUUUAACCCCACUCAUUACUCAUACCAACUAUUUUGUGGUACAAGAUGUAUGUCCAUUUAUGAUUGAUCCACUAUGCUGUGUACCUACUUAUUUGUCAUCUAUUAUGUUUUAUGCACACUAAUUUGUGAUAUAUUAUGUUAUAUAUCCACUAAGUCGUGAUCUGUUAUGCUGUAUACCAAUUUUUUUGUGAUCUGUUGUGCCUCAUGUCACCACAUUUGACCUCUUUGAAUGAAAAUACAAGUGGUUUCAAACAGAUGAGAAGAGAAAAUGGCAGUUUAAACAUUCUUGCACAUAUGCAGUGGAACAGAAGGAGUAAAAACAUAAUCACAAUCAAUCAGCACUUGUGAAUUAAUCCGUCUAGAGGAGAAGUUGUGAAGCAGCGCUGCCACCUAUGUGCGGUUUUAGUCAUUGUUGUCAUGCACUGAACACAACACCGUUGAGUGAGCUGGAGAGUGAGCGUUCUGCGGAUCUCAAGGCCCGGGUUUGAGCCGGUUCUGACUGCUUUAACAUCUCCUGUUGGUUCACACGCAUACCGUUGCUUCACCAAACAGACUCCAGUUUUUUUUACCAGAUGAAAAGGUGCUCUUCCUUCCUGCAUGUAAAAUGUUAUCUGCUUUGUAGCUCUGUGCCUGUCUGCUUAUUUGUGAGCGCCCCUGUUAUGCAGGCUUGUGGGCUGCAUUCACAUGGUUUUUUUUAAUGCAUUUAGGGCUCUUCUGAGGAACAGGUAGCUCAAAGGAAUAGGUCUCUUUCUCAGGUCCCUUCAUCUCUAUGGAAACCCUGAUGUAAGAUCUUUUGACAAUAGGUCUGAAAUUCCAGAGUUUGCAUGGCUUAAGAUAUGACAGAUAACCUGAAAAUGUAUUCAUGUUAUGAUGUAUAGAAUACCCAGAAAGCAUUUUUGAAUUUAAAGCAGAUUGGAAAUUUUGUAUGGAAUUUACAAUGAAGUGCCAUAAAAAUACUUUGUUACAUUUGUCCAUUUUGCCAUGCAUGUUUUCCUGUCUGCAUUGAGGAUCGAUAUGGUGGACUUGUGAUCAUGCUGCACAUGUGUUCAUGUCAGUAAAAAAAGUGCCAAUACACACAUUUUAUCUUGUGCAUUAGUAACUUUAAUCACCUUUUUGUAAUCUAUGCCGACCAGGUUAAGGUUUUACAUUAAUCUAUGUGGUAAUAAACUUGUAA